AAACUUGACAUCGUGAUUGGCAACAUUCCCAUCAAUUCGGAAAUGCGUCAUCAAUUUUCAGUAGUGAGCAACUUUAUGUUCUUCACAGACUCCUUUCUUUAUAACAACGCUACCUCAACGUCUCCCAGCUACUUCUUUCACUUCCUGCAGCCGCUAACCUGGCAGGUCUGGCUGGCGGUGGUCCUGAUCGCAUUUGGAGUCGGCCUCUUUCUUGCUAUUCUACACUUUAUCAGCCCAAACCAGGUCAACUAUGGGCUUUACGAAUCCUUAUUCGUCAGCUUUGGUAACCUUUUUCAUGGACUCACAGUCACCCCACCGGACAGAAUCGCUGGACGCAUCCUAAUAGCUUUCUGGUGGUUGUUCAUUCUUCUCUUCACCGCUAUAUACAUCGCAAACUACGGAGCUUUGCAAACAAGCAAACGUCUCAACCAGGGUCUUGCCACUUUCAACGUAAGUCUACGACGAAUACAUAAAUUUGGCACCUGCUCUACUUUCUCUCUCUCUCUCUUUCUCUCCCUUCAUGACUCAUACAAUGCACUCGUUGGUCCAUCUGUUUUUGCGGCAAGAUAG
Protopolystoma xenopodis is the source of this 570-nucleotide messenger RNA. NCBI's taxonomy places the organism in Eukaryota, Metazoa, Platyhelminthes, Monogenea, Polystomatidea, Polystomatidae. The record is from the annotation of a GenBank genome assembly.